Messenger RNA from Hirsutella rhossiliensis, 999 nucleotides. RefSeq names its product 3-oxo-5-alpha-steroid 4-dehydrogenase. NCBI's taxonomy places the organism in Eukaryota, Fungi, Ascomycota, Sordariomycetes, Hypocreales, Ophiocordycipitaceae. Gene Ontology annotation, cellular component: membrane. The record is from RefSeq and is a predicted model, not a curated record. The coding region runs from base 1 to 999 and encodes 332 amino acids. The transcript has 3 exons.
AUGGCCACGGCUCAUGUCCUCGACGACUACUACCUGGCCAUCACCGCCAUUGUCACCGUCGCCUACCAGCUCUUCUUCUUUGCCAUUGCCUUUACCUUGAAGUUUGACAAGCUCACCGAUCUCGCCGGCGGUUCCAACUUUGUCGUCCUGGCCAUCCUCACCCUCGCCCUGUCCGGACACCACCACGCUCGCCAGCUCGUCGCCUCCCUCUUCCUCAUCGUCUGGGCCGUCCGCCUCUCGGGCUUCCUCUUCUUCCGCAUCCUGCGCACCGGCUCCGACGACCGCUUCAAUGACAAGCGCGACAAGUUCGUCCCCUUCCUCGGCUUCUGGGUCUUCCAGAUGCUCUGGGUCUGGCUCGUCUCCCUCCCAAUCACCCUGCUCAACUCCCCCAACGUCACGCGCUACCCGCAGCACGACUUUGGCACCGGCAGGGACAUUGCCGGCGUCCUCCUCUUCGCAAUUGGCUUCGCCAUGGAGGCCGUGAGCGACGUGCAAAAGUACCGCUUCCGCCAGGCCCACGACGCCAAGGCCGUGUGCGACAAGGGCCUCUUUGCCGUCUCCCGGCACCCAAACUACUUUGGCGAAAUAAUCAUCCAAUUCUCCAUUUACAUGAUUGCCGUCUCCUCCGCCGCCGAUGGCUACGUCGGCGGACAGGCGUUCAAGGCCCUCUACGCCAGCAUCCUGGGCCCCGUGUUCCUCACCCUCCUUCUCAUGUUCGUCUCCGGGCUGCCACUCUCGGAGCGGCCCAAGGCCCAGGCACGGUACGAAAAGGGCAACAACUGGCCAGGGUAUAAGCGCUGGCUCGACCGCACCAGCAUCCUCAUCCCCUUUCCGCCGCAGCUGUACGCCAAGAUGCCCGUCUUCCUCAAGCGCACCCUCUUCCUCGAGUUCCCCAUGUACGUCUUCGACCCGGCCAAGCACUCGGACAAGCCGCAGCCCGGGGGCGGCCCCGACGGUGCCGAGGCCGACGGCCAGAGCGGCCAGGAGAGGCUGGUGUAG